UGCUGUGCGUAGCUGAGCUCCCAAGGGGGAGAGGGGCCCAUUUAACCCCUCUGUCCUAUGGGAAUGUUGGAACACACUGUCACCUUUGUACUCCUCCUGCUUCUCAAGGGGCACCAAGGCCAAGUCUCUUUCCCAGAAUGCAUGGUUUCUACCAGCCGUGUGGUUGGGCUCUCAGGAACACCUCUCCAGCUGCAACCUUCCAAUAUACAGACAAAUGCAUCUUCUGUCGAAUGGAAGAUGCGCUCAUCCUCACGUCAAGAAACUUAUAUGAUAGUGACUUGGAAGAAUAAGUCUAGUGUGAAAUAUUCAUCUGCAGCUUUGAAUGGUUUCAACAAUGCAUUUCAUUUUAACAUUGAGAACUUUAGUCUUCUCAUCAAGACAACUAAGCCACAGUACAGCGGUCUGUACCAACUGGAGCUCACCAUGGCGUGUGGGAAAACUUCCUCUGAGUGUUUCAACGUUUCCGUAUUUGAUCAUGUUGAGAAGCCCCGACUGUGGUGGCAGUGGAAGGCCCUGGAUGAAGGGAUGUGUCAGGUGAAUCUGUCCUGCUUGGUCUCCCAGGAUGAUAAUGUGAACUAUACUUGGUACAGAGGAAGCGAGGUGAUCUCAACAUUGAGAAACCUUACCUUUGUGGAGAAGCAGAUUGAUGCCAAUGGGCAGUACACAUAUACUUGCAAUGCUAGCAACGCUGUCAGUUGGAAAAGCAGCAACCUCACCCAGGGCUGCCCAAGAGACCCUCUGAAAUCCAGAUUUCUGCCCUCUUUGGUGAUCUUCCUGAUUCUACUCAUACUGCUUACUGGCAGCCUCACUUGCUUUUGUGUGUGGAAGAGGAAGCAGUCACAGGCCAGCUCCAAGAACUCUGUGACAGUUUAUGAAGAUGUCAAGAAUCUGCAAGUCAGGAGAAAUCAACAGCAGGAGGAGGAGCAGCAAUCUCCUGGACUAGGGGCCACCAUCUAUGCUAUGGUCGAGUACCAGUCUUCUGCUUCUACAUCACAAGAAACGAAUACGUUAUAUUCAGUAGUACAGCCUUCCCGGAAGUCUGUAUCUAAGAAGAGGAACCACAGCCCUCCCUUCAACCUCACCAUCUAUGAGGAGUUUGGAAAGAGAUGUUGCAAAGCAAAUGACCCUGCCUGGCUGAACCGCAAAGAGCUGGGUAGCUCUGACCUCUAUUCCUGAUCGCCUCUCUCACACACCAGCAUCUGCUCUGGGGAUCCGCACAAGGGAUGAUGCCACAUGAAUCUCUUGGAAACAGUAUCUAGUCUGGAAAGGAUACAGAAAUUUGCUUACAGUCUAUAUUUUGAUUUGAAAAUGAAUGAUUUCUAACAGGCACUGUAAGAGCAAGGUUGUUACAUAACAUCUCACAAUUUAGAGACAAGAAUGAGUGGAGAGGUUGGAUUGGUCACAUUCUGAGUCUUUAGAAUCUACAAAGUGCUGCAUAAAUGUAGGGAAGGGAUUCCAUUCCCCUGGUUUUCUAACCUGUUAUUUGUUUCCCCACCAUAUUGAUCUGGGAUAACCACAUUUUUGGUCUCCUCACCCCUCCAUGCCUCAGACUCCCCUUCCAAAGCAAGAGAAAAAGAGCAAUGAAAGGUGAUGGUGACUCAAAGGAAGAGGAAGCAGCUUUCCUUCAUGAGCUGCACUAUCUGUCUGUGAGCAGCUGCCAGCUUGAUGGGGAUGGGGGGCAGGGUGGUGCAGAGCCUAGGCUUCACUCAAAUGCAGGGGAAACCCUCCCCGAUCUCAUACCUUUACCUCUGGCCACUUGGCCACAAAAGGCAGCAGGAAGAACUGAGAACAGAUUUUGAUGCAAAGCAAGCCCAUCUCUGAAUAGAAAAAUCACUCAAAGCAUAUGCCGUCUUGAUAAUGGGCAGUUGAGGCCACCUUUGUUCACAGAAUAUUUGAUUUACAAAGUCACAUUAUUAUAAACCUAUUUUGGCUUCUAUCCAGAAGAAAAAGCUUCUCAGAAAUCAUAUUCUAUCUAAGUUCUGAGUCCUGAUGAAUGCUCUCCAUGGUACAUGCUAGAUGGAGGGCUCAGACAGCUGAGCAUUGAAGAUGAGGCAGUUGUGAACCAGACACUAUGCUGGGUUCCCAGAGUUUUCAGGCAAGGCUAUGGAGAGCAGGAAGGCAGGCCUAAGAUUCGAGACCACAGAAGGAUAGGAGUGAACU
Molecule: messenger RNA, 2160 nt
Organism: Castor canadensis (American beaver)
Lineage: Eukaryota; Metazoa; Chordata; Mammalia; Rodentia; Castoridae
Gene: Cd244
Product: CD244 molecule
Biological process (GO): natural killer cell activation involved in immune response
Cellular component (GO): membrane; external side of plasma membrane
Molecular function (GO): MHC class I protein binding
Source: RefSeq, a predicted model, not a curated record